CCGGUUCCGGCUGGGCCUGUGUGAGUUGCAGCCUGGUAGUGCCCCCGCCCCCACCCGUGAGGGAGCAGAAACGCCCCCCGCGUAUCCUGGCGGUAAAGGAAGGGCCAGGGGGCAUCCCCCACUCUGAUCUUGCUAUCCAAGGACCAGCCUUUGCCUGGGGUGCGGAGGAGGCUGGGGCAACGCCACACAUCGGCAGUGCCCCCUCCUGGGUGGAGAUGGAAGCCAAUGCAGCAAGCGAUGAGGGUGUGCAUUUCCAGAGUUACCCUUUUGACUUCUUGGAGUUCCUGAACCACCAGCGCUUUGAACCUAUGGAGGCCUACAACCACGAACAUGCCAAAGCCGUUGCUGCCCUCCCUUGCCCACAGCCACAGUAUGAAUAUGCCCAGCCACCAACAGCUGUUCCGCCUGCUCACUUUGACCGCGUCCCUGCCACCAUUGGCACACCUAAACCCAAAGCUGAGGGCCCGUCCUCUUCUUCCUCAGCCAGCUCAUCUAGUACCAUUCAAGUUAAGAAAGCUGAACCAGGGGCCCCUGUGCAACCUCCACCUCCCCAGCAGCAACAGCACCAAGUGCCAUACAGUACUCCAGCAGGUCAGCCUCUCUUUGACAGUACAGCAGCAGCAGCAGCUGCUGCUGCAGCUUACAACACUCCUCAGUGGGGCAUAGUAGACCUUUCUGGCCACCAGCAUCUCUUCAACAGCCUGAAACGUGGGCAGGCUCCCCCAUCAACUGCAGCCACAGUAACUCCUGACAGUCAGGCAGGCAAAGAUGAUAAGAACUAUUUUCGUCGACUGAAAUACUUCAUUGAUCGGCGUUUCCCAUGCGGUAUAUGCCAGAAGUCAUUCAAGCAGUCAUCCCAUCUUGUGCAACACAUGUUAGUGCACACAGGUGAGCGGCCGUACGAAUGCACCACCUGUGGCCGUACCUAUAACCAUAUCUCGAGCCUCAUCCGGCAUCGCCGUUGUCACAAAGACACUGAGGAUGCUACUGCUGCUGCCAAUACUGUGGCUGCCAAUGUAGCAGCCGCCAAUGUGGCUGCAGCUGCUGCUGCUGCUACCGCCAGCAUAGCACCUGGUGCUGAGGGAGCAGCCCAGCCUCUUACCCAAAGCAGCAACCCCCAGUCAGUAGCUGCACCAUCUGUAGGAACAGCUACAUCUGCCCUCAGUGCUGCCAUAGCUCAAGGCGAAGGUCCUUUUGCCUGCUCUCUGUGCUGGAAAGUGUUUAAAAAGCCAAGUCACCUUCACCAGCAUCAGAUUAUUCAUACUGGUGAGAAGCCAUUCUCCUGCUCUGUCUGCCAGAAAAGCUUUAAUCGCCGUGAGAGCUUAAAACGACACGUGCGGACACACUCAGACCUGUUGCGAGUGCAGUGUGGGGUUUGUGGCAAAGAAUUCCGGGAUGCCUCCUACCUCCUCAAGCAUCAGGCCACUCAUGCUCCUCCUGGAACUUUACCUCCACGCCCCGAGUACAAAUGUGACAUUUGCGGCAAGGGUUAUGUGGCUCCCCAGAAUCUACUACGUCAUCGGCAGCUCCAACAUGAGGGUGCCCAGCUGUCCAAGGAUGGCACUAAUACCUUGUCUUAUCUGCCACCAGGGUCCUACCUCCUUCCACAAGACCCACAAGGUACAGGCUCUGAGGGAGACACCAAGCCAACAUCCUAUGGCCUCUUGGGUGCCCACCCCUUGCUGGUGGGGACAGCAGCAGGCAAGAAUUUCUGCUGUGAAAUCUGUGGCCGUGGCUUUGGGCGACGGGAGACACUAAAGCGUCAUGAGCGGAUCCACACAGGUGAGAAGCCUCACCAGUGCGCAGUGUGCGGGAAGCAUUUCCGUGAAUCUUUUCACCUCAGCAAACACCAUGUAGUGCAUACUCGGGAGAGGCCGUACAAAUGUGAAAUAUGUGGGAAAGUGUUUGGUUACCCCCAAAGCUUAACUCGGCACAAACAGAUUCACCGAUUACAGCUACCUUGCUCUUUACCAACCAUGGGGUCCUCCCUGACCCCCAUGGGCCCUUCUCUCCCUCCACCCCCUGAGGGACUAACCUAUGGCUGUUCUGACUGUGGAGAGCGCUUUCCUGAUCUUUUUCAUGUCAUGAGCCACAAGGAAGUCCAUGUGGCUGAGAAGCCCUACCCUUGUGAUGUCUGUGGCAAAUGUUUUGGUUUCAUUGAGAAUCUGAUGUGGCAUAAACUUGUCCACCAAGCUGCUCCUGAGAGACUUGUACCACCAGAUGAAACGGCAGCUGCUGUCGCCCCACUAGAGAAUGGACUAGCUAGUGGUGAGAACAUAUCAUCUUAUGAAGAUCAUCCGACUUUGCCGAGUGGAGAACGUUUCUCCUGCUCUAUCUGUGGCCAGACCUUCAAGCAUUUCCUGGGACUUGUGACUCACAAGUAUGUGCAUCUGGUGCGUCGCACGUUGGCCUGUUUGGUCUGUGGACAGAGUUUUGCUGGAGCUUAUGACUUGCUGUUGCAUCGUCGCACACACUUGCAAAAGCGUCACUUCUCUUGCCCAGUCUGUGGCAAGCGCUUCUGGGAAGCUGCCCUUCUCAUGCGUCACCAGCGCUGCCACACCGAGAAGCGCCCGUACCGCUGUACUGCCUGUGGGCGUGGUUUUCUGCGCUCAUGGUACCUGCGUCAACACAAAGUGGUUCACACAGGUGAGCGUGCUUACAAGUGUGCCCUCUGCAACAAGCGCUUUGCCCAGUCAUCCAGUCUGGCAGAACACCAGCGUCUUCAUGUAGUUGCCCGGCCUCAGCGUUGUCCUACUUGUGGCAAGAACUUCCGCUACCGUAGCAACCUUUUGGAACACCAGCGGGUCCACCUGGGAGAGAAGGUCUACCGCUGUGACCACUGCUCCAAGAGCUUCUUCUAUCUGUCAUCCAUUCUGCGUCACCAACGCUCCCAUGAUGCUAAGCGUGAAUUAAGAUGUGGGGCCUGCCUCAGGCUCUUCAAAGACCCUAAGUAUUUUAGCAAACACCUCCAGGCCCAUCAGGGAGGACGGCCCUUCAAAUGCAGCACCUGCGGAGAAGCCUUCUCCAAUACUUACGGCCUCAAAAAGCACCGCCACAUUCACAAGAUGGAGCGCUUUGCUGCCAUGGGGGUCCAUAAGGAACAGCCCUAAUGUUGGAAUAGUAGCAGCAGGAAAAAAAAUGGGUGGUCCAUAUAUUGGUACUGUAGGGUGGGAUUUGAAGCUAGUUCCAGGUUUCUGUGAGCCAUGAUGGCAAGGCAUUUCCAUGUAUAGAAAAUAAGAUGUGCUUGUUAGCAGUGAGAUGCUCCAGUUGGGCACUAAUUUGGAAGAGUCAUCAAAUCAUAAAGUCACGAGCAGGACAAGCCACAUAGAGGCAAGAAUUAAUUGUAAAGAUAGGGUAUGUACUGUAAUUAAGAAGAGGUAGCCGCCAGUUACUUGCUAGAUUUCUGCUCUCUAGCAGAAUAUCUUGACCGCUCUGGAUUUUUAAACUAAUUGCCUGGGGAAAGGGAGAUGGAGAUAGCAAUCAUAGAAGUGACCUUUGCCUGUCAAGCAUGGCCACAGUGUUGGGGGAUGAAAGUUUCCUCCUGUUUCUGAGCAAAUGGGAGCAAAUAAGGUUAUGGUGGAAUGACAUUAUUUUUUUUUCAUUUGAAGCCCAUGCUUCUGGAAUGGAAACCAUAUGGCAUUCCAGUUCACAAGAAGAGAUGGUGCUUCCUGUAAUCCCCUUUACCGAGAGAGAAAUGUUAGACCCACUUCAUUGGGAAUGAGACAGGAAGGACCAUGAUACAGCACUUGAGGAAUGUCCACCAAUCUUUUGUGUAAACUCAACUAUGUAAUCUGCAUUAGGUAAGCCUUGCUUGCAUUCUGAGAGAAAGACUUUAAUUAGUGUCCUUUCUUCAUAUGUAUAAAGAAAAUAGGCUAGUUCUCAAUUUUUUAAGACCUGGGAGGUAGUGAGACAUGGCUGUGGACAGUACAAAGUUAACGGAGUCUGCUUGAAUUGUCUAGUAGUGUGUGGCGCCUGUUGUCUAAAUGCUGUUGUGCCAUAACAUUUGUUACAUUCCUGCCUUCAGAACAGAACCAGUUCAUGAUGCAACUGGAGGUUCACAAGAACUACCUAUAAAAGAAAAGUUGAGCCUAGAAGGUUUCUAGCCAAGCUUCCCUGGCAUGCCACUUUCCAUAUUUAGGGAGCACUGAAUGUUAAAAAGCAUUUGGAAUUGUUAUUGUUCCCAUUAUGCACCCCUGAAGAAGCAAAAUCACAGGAUAAUUGUAUUGUGUGCUUUUCUAAAUGUUCAAGUUGGCCCAUCAGGAGUAGAGAGGAAAUACAAAAGUAGGCUAGGCUCGUUUCCCCUUGUGUUAGCUUUCUUCCUUUAUGCUCAACAUCCUUCCUAAUCUAUUGGGGUUAAUAUAGAUGAACUCAUGUGUGAAUAAUACCUUACUCUGAGCCAUAAAAUAGAAUGUGGCUUUGGAAUGAGAGCUGUGACUGUACAUUGUUAGCCUUCCCUAAUGUUAGCCUUCCUUCUGCCCACCAGAAGGAAGAGAAGGAAAAGAAAAAUAAACUUAAUUGAUGGGUCUACCAGGAUUGCACAAUGCUUUAGCCGCUCUCCUGCAUUCUCUGGUUUGAUCCACAAGCUUUUCCUAGUAAGACACGGUGUAUCAUUGAGACAUUGAGCUAACUGCCCUGGCCUUGUAACUCCAUGGUUAUUAGACUCAUAUAAUACUUCAGGUUUGACUCCAAAAAGGUUCUUCAAAGCACAAACACAGCAUCAGGGAUUGUGUGACUGCUGGAGAUGUCUAAAAGUCACCAACAGAUGUUGUGUUCAUUGUCCCAAGCAAUCCGAAGCACCUUAUCAAAUCUGAAGAAAUGCAAAGCCCCCUUUUAUACAUAUUUGACAUCAGUCUGAAUGGAUCCUCACUGCACCUGAAGUGGAGAACACUGACCAGGCAUGAAUAAAAGGAUCCUUGCAAACUCUCUGACUUCCCCCAAUAACUUUUCCUCUUCAAUCCUCCUCCAGCAAAUUGUAGACAUUGGAGUACACCUUUAAAUAGACUGGUGGGGAAACUAAUUUGCUAGAUGCAACCAAAGAGUUCUAAAAACAGGCUCCCUUGUGUACAGUGGACACCACACAGGUAAUUCCCGCUUCCUUCUCCUCUUGUAACCCAAGCUGACAGUACAAUAGAAAGUAAUUUCAGCAUUUCCACUCUUGCAAAGCGAGAGCAUCUCUUCUACCAGAUGGUUGCACCAAAGCUCCUUGGUGUU
Messenger RNA from Notechis scutatus (mainland tiger snake), 5211 nucleotides. NCBI's taxonomy places the organism in Eukaryota, Metazoa, Chordata, Lepidosauria, Squamata, Elapidae. The record is from RefSeq and is a predicted model, not a curated record.